Molecule: messenger RNA, 3958 nt
Organism: Solea senegalensis (Senegalese sole)
Lineage: Eukaryota; Metazoa; Chordata; Actinopteri; Pleuronectiformes; Soleidae
Product: extracellular calcium-sensing receptor-like
Exons: 9
Coding region: 1237-3852 (871 amino acids)
Biological process (GO): G protein-coupled receptor signaling pathway
Cellular component (GO): membrane
Molecular function (GO): G protein-coupled receptor activity
Source: RefSeq, a predicted model, not a curated record
CUCCUUGCUGGUGUAUAUAGACUGCCUCCUAUUAUGUCUGGGCACCUAAUAAUACAAUUCAAGAACAGAACUACAAUUAGAAAAGUGAACAUUAAACAGCUGAAAAUGAUCGUGCCAUUGACAGCAAAUAUGGUUGGCCUGAAUUACCAUUGGAGGCUAGCAGUCUCUUUUGUCAAAGUUAACAACCUGAAACACAAAGAACAUAGUACCAACUGCGUGAAUAAUCUUAAUAUUACUUAGCUUAUAAAAGAUGGUAGAAAUAAGUAGUUUUCCUAAAUUUAGUGACAAAAAUUUAGUGACAAAAAUGUUUUUUUUAAUUGUUAUUAAAAUGAUGUUAACCAGAAAAUAAGGAAGGGAAUUGAUCAUUUAGUUAAAAUGGCUUUGCUCACUGGACUUGUUAAAAAUACACAGGACAAAAGUGCAAAUAAUUUGUAUGCAAAUUUUGACUGACCUUCCCAUGCACAUCAAGCACGAUGUGAAGAAACAAAUAAAUAAUGAGCACAGGAGGAUUAAAAUCAUCAUCGAGUGAUGACGACUUGCUGCUAAUGUUAAUUGAAAAGAAGAAAGGGCAAAUAAAUAAGUGGGUACAUACAGCCGAUAGUAAAGAGGAGUAUAGUGCAUUGGGAGUUUUGGGAUUGUUUGAUUAUACACAAUAUGUUAAUGUUACAUUAUAUUGUUCACCACAGUAGUAUAUCAAUUUUGAGCAGCAAACAACAGUGCAAUAGGCUAGGACACAAUACACUUUGCAGUAUAUUAGCAAGUUAGCAUGGCUUUAUGGCUUUAGCAAGUGCAUAAGCAAAAUGAAUGGUUUAAACAAGGACGUUUGCAUACCGAAAAUUAUAUAAUUAUAUAAUGCUGGCAACACAUUAAACAGGUGAAAGAAAAAUAACAGACAGAGCAAUAAGGAGGAAACGAGAAAACAAAUCUUUGUUUUACUGUUUAUUUCGAGUGUUGGCACUGUAUGAUUUAUAUUUUAAAUAAAUUGUGUCAAUAAUAUUGAGAGUUAUGGCUUUUUAUUUUGUAAUUUCUACAAUGAAACAUCAAAGGAAAACAUUAAUAAACCUUUCUGCAAUGUCAUUUAGUACAAAUCGGUAUUAGGUGUGAUUUAUUUUGGGCCCUGCCCCUACAGCUUCACGUCCUCCUCUGCACUGAUGGGUGGUGUUACAAGAUUAAUCAACGUUGGCACCAUCAAUAAAAUGUGGUGAUAUUGUGAUAAGACUGCACUGAGAAAAGGAAAUGAGCCAGAGGAAAGUCAUGACGGCAUUUUUAGACACCAGCCUUAUCUUCCUAAUAUUAUAUUUCUGCUUUUUCUCUGCUGUGUCCUCCUCUCUUUAUUCCUCCUCUUGUCAGUUUCAGGGACAGUUUCAUCUAAAUGGGAUGCACAAAACUGGAGAUCUGAUUCUAGGUGGGAUUUUCCAAAUUAAUUUCUUUUCAGCUGAUCCUGACCUGUCUUUUACCUCAGAGCCACAACAGCCUCACUGCUCCGGUUUUGAUAUUAUAGGAUUCAGAAAGGCUCAGACCAUGGCCUUUGCUAUUGAUGAGAUCAACAGAAACUCCAACCUGCUGCCUAAUGUGACUCUGGGAUACAGUCUGUGUGAUAACUGCCUUCAACUAAGAAUUGGAUUUCGUGCAGCAAUGUCCUUAGUCAGUGGUCAAGAAGAGCAAGUUACAUUAGAGGAGAACUGUGUAGGAACUCCUCCAGUCCUAGGGAUUGUGGGUGAUUAUACCUCUACAAGCACUAUUGCCAUAUCUACGGUCUUAGGUUUGUACAGAGUGCCUCUGGUGAGUUAUUAUGCCACAUGUUCUUGCCUGAGUGACAGACAAAAAUUCCCAUCUUUCUUUAGGACGAUCCCAAACGAUGCUUUUCAGGUGAAUGCUAUGAUUCAGGUUCUAAAACACUUUGGUUGGACUUGGGCAGGUCUUCUCAUCAGCAGUAAUGAUUAUGGAGUCUAUGCUGCCCGAUCCUUUCACUCUGAUCUGGGUCCAGCUGGUGGAGGUUGUCUGGCUUACACAGAGAUUUUGCCCUGGGGUGAAGAUCCUGCCGAAAUAAGGAGAAUAGUGGAUGUGAUGAGGAAAUCUACAGCUCGAGUGGUGAUUGUGAUUGCACAUCAGAUCCACAUGAUCCAACUAAUGAAAGAGGUGGUGAGGCAGAAUGUGACAGGCCUGCAGUGGAUUGCCAGUGUAGGCUGGACAUCAGCUGCUGCACUCCAGACUCCCCACCUCAUGCCUUACCUGGGUGGAACACUGGGCAUCUCCGUCCGUCGAGGAGAAAUACCAGGACUCGGUGACUUCCUGUUACAAAUACGUCCUGAUCACAAGACCUUUGGUGAAAACAAGAUGGUGAAUCAGUUUUGGGAACACACAUUUCAGUGUAGAUUUGCACCACCUCCAGCAGGUUGGGUGGAAGCUGGAGGAGAAUUAUGCACUGGACAGGAAGUUAUAGAGAAUGUGGAGACUGAGUUCUUCGAUGUUUCAAACCUCAUGCCAGAGUAUAAUGUGUAUAAGGCUGUGUACGCUCUGGCAUAUGCUCUUGAUGGCAUGCUGCAGUGUGAGCCAGGGAGAGGACCUUUCAGGAACAACACCUGUGCUGAUUUACAAAGACUGGAACCAUGGCAGAUGAUAUAUUACUUGGAAAAAGUCAACUUCACCACAUCUUUUGGUGAUGAAGUGUCAUUUGAUGAAAAUGGUGAUGCCUUACCUGUAUAUGACAUCAUGAACUGGGUGUGGCUCCCUGAUGGACAAACUAAAGUUCAGAGAGUGGGUGAUGUUAAGAGGUCAGCCUUCAAAGGUGAAGAACUCACACUGGAUGAAGACAAAAUCUUCUGGAACUUUGAAUCCAAACAGCCUCCUCGGUCAGUGUGCAGUGAGAGUUGUCCUCCAGGUACCCGCAUGGCCAGAAAGAAGGGGGAACCUGAGUGUUGUUUUGACUGUAUCCCUUGUUCUGAGGGAAAGAUCAGCAAUACAACUGAAGAUUUCUGGUCCAGCCCCCAGCGUGACCACUGUGUUCCUAAGAAAACAGAGUUCCUCUCCUACCAUGAGCCUCUGGGUAUCUUCUUGACAAUCACCUCACUGUUGGGCACAUUUAUCUGUGUUGUUGUUCUGGGCAUCUUCAUCCAUCAUCACAACACACCUAUAGUUCGUGCCAACAAUUCCGAACUCAGUUUCCAGCUGUUGCUGUCACUUAAGUUCUGUUUCCUCUGCUCGUUGCUCUUCAUUGGACGACCCAGAUUAUGGACUUGCCAACUAAGACAUGCAGCAUUUGGCAUCAGCUUUGUGCUUUGUGUCUCAUGUAUCCUGGUGAAAACCAUGGUGGUUCUGGCUGUGUUCAGGGCCUCUAAACCAGGAGGUGAAUCCAGUCUGAAGUGGUUUGGUGCUGUGCAGCAGAGAGCGACAGUUCUGGUUCUGACUUCUGUUCAAGCAGCAAUCUGCACUGUCUGGCUUGUCUCUGCUUCACCAAUGCCUCAUAAAAACACCCAGUAUAACAAUGACAAGAUAGUUUAUGAGUGUAUAGUUGGGUCCAGAGUUGGCUUUGCAGUUUUACUUAGUUAUAUUGGUUUACUGGCGGUCCUCAGUUGUUUGUUAGCUUUUCUAGCAAGGAAUCUUCCAGACAGUUUCAAUGAGGCCAAACUCAUCACUUUCAGCAUGCUGAUCUUCUGUGCAGUGUGGGUGGCCUUUGUCCCUGCUUACAUCAGCUCACCAGGCAAAUAUGCAGAUGCAGUGGAGGUAUUUGCCAUAGUAGCCUCCAGUUUUGGCCUCUUGGUGGCACUGUUUGGACCCAAAUGUUACAUAAUCCUGUUGAGACCAGAGAGAAACACAAAGAAAGCCAUCAUGGGUCGAGUCAUUGAGUCAUAAAAACUGCCAGAGACCACAUUUGUCAAUUCAAGCUAAAAUAUACAGACACAAAUGCAGGUAAAAUAAUCUUUUAAUAAAUAUUUCAAUAAAUAUGUAAAUGAAAAAA